Labrus mixtus (cuckoo wrasse) is the source of this 4080-nucleotide messenger RNA. RefSeq lists its product as uncharacterized. Gene Ontology annotation, biological process: protein localization to plasma membrane. The transcript has 7 exons. The record is from RefSeq and is a predicted model, not a curated record. NCBI's taxonomy places the organism in Eukaryota, Metazoa, Chordata, Actinopteri, Labriformes, Labridae. Bases 301 to 1047 code for a protein of 248 amino acids.
GGGUAAGGCGUAGCUCUGAAGGAGUGGCAGAGAAACAGACUCUCCCAUAAAGCAGGACUGUUCUCUGGAUGGACGAGGUCUACACCUGACUAUACGACAGAGCAGCUAUCUGAUUAGGACUUUAUUCUUAUUUUUCCCAGUACAAAUCUUGCUAUGCAGGUAUGAUGCUGACUUUUUAAGGAAUCUCUGAUGCCCUGAAGAGAUCUACUGCUGACUUUUUUUUUUUUUUAAAACACCUCGACUUAAAGAAUCUUUAUUAUAUCUUUGAUAUUUUUUACUUAUUUUUCUCACCAUCAAGACAUGGUUCUCUGGAUUAUCUUCCCCAUCCUCCUCUCUCUGGUGUCCUGCAUUGGAACAUGGAGUGUAUAUGGCAUUGCUCUCGCAAACUAUCACGUGUGCUCUCUCAGUGACUGGGGGGAUGACAACUAUUGCAAAGGGAAUCAGACCACUGGAUGCUGUUUUGUUCCAACUAUAAGCUCAAGUGGAAAAAAGGCACCAGAAAAUUCACUCUUUACAGCCACGAUCAACGCUGGAGCCUUCAUGUUCCUGCUGUUCUGUAUGUUCCAUCAUGCACACGUUAUGGAGAAACAUGCGUGUCAUGUCAUGCAGAGCAGGAUCGCGCUGGCGUUCGGUGUGGUGGCAUCCAUGGGGGCAUUUGCAGCUGGAAACUGCAACCCGGGUUACCUGGCUCUCCUGCACUACUUUGGAGCUGCCGUCAGCUUCACGUGCAUCUGCUUCUACACCGUCCUGCUCACCUCUCUGACCAGGAAGUGUGUCCUGACUGGCUAUGAGAAGAUUCUCCACCCGCUACGCACCUUCUCUACUGUAGUCCAAGCCAUCGUCACCAUCUGCUAUACUGUUUUGUUCACCCAGGAGCAGUACUUUUACGUCCACUUGUCGGCUGUAUUCGAGUGGAUGCUCAGUUUAAACCUUGAGCUUUUUGAGCUCAGCUACGCCGUGGAGUUUUGCUUCUUCUCGUCCUACAUGAUUACAAAUCUGCUGCCCGAACGGGAGGAAGAAAAGCCUUUGAUGAUGACUCUGUCGUGAUAUGAGGCUGCCAGGGUCCAGCUGAGGAGCGUGGGCGCUGAGAAUGGACUGAGUAAGACAUCCUUAGAAACUGUGGCUGGACAGUAACAUUUUGAAUUAACAUGAAAGAGAUGUUGAAUGACACCUGUGGUGAGAAUUGGUUAAAAAAUGUGUAUUUAUAUAUAUAAAAAAAAAAAACUAACUUAAAGCAUACGAACAAAACACAAAGGAAUGUAUUUUACUUUUGCCACAUUGCUGCCGUGCCGACAGAACAACCUAAAGGUGUCAUACUUUUGUGUACUUUAUUUAACACUGAUCAGCCGUGACCAUUUUGACAACUGACAGGUAAAACAAACAACGUGAAACAUCUCUUUACAAUGGCCCCUGUGAGAGGUUGGGAUAUGUCAUGACAGCAAGUUGUCCUCAAAGUUGAUGUGUCUGAAGCGGGAUGAAUAGGCAUGAGUAGGAAUGUGAGCGACUUUGACGAGGGCACAAAUUGUGAAUGGCUAGAAAACAGGGUCAGAGAAUCUCCGACUGCAGCUCCUGUGGGUUGUUCGUCCUGCAGUUGUCAAAAUGCACCGUAAAGAGUUCAAGUAAGGAAAACCAGUGAACCAUUGAAGCCAUUGAGGCCCCAGAUCGCAACUUACAGGACUAACAGGAUCUGUUGCUAACGUCUUAGAUAAAUCAGCACACCCUCAGAGGAAUAGUGGCGUCAGAAUCAAAGCAGCCCUGACCUGACGAGAGGGACACCUACACAACAUUAGGCAGCUGGUCAUAAUGUUAUGGCUGAUCAGUGUAUAUUUUAAUUAAAUGUUUUUUUGUUUUUUUUGGCUUGUUCACAUUAACAAAUUCUUCAUGUUGUGCAAAAGCAACAAGCUGUGUAAACUUCCCCUUUGUUAGCCUAACAAUGUGGAUCUAUUAAGUCUUUAGCGCUUCAUAAAAAUAACAUAUAUAAGUCUGGUUAUUCUCUGUAUGCACAUAUAGGAUAGUGUAAAGAUAAAGAUAAACUUUAUUGAUUCAUUCAUUAGGCUUAGGUACAAGGUUGGAGAAUGUUGCAGUACACCCAUUCACAUAGUCUAAGCCCCUGUGACGAAACGAGAGCCAGUUAGACUGGAUGAUUCAUACUGAGUGGCAUUCACACAAGUCACUUUUGACAAGUUACUCACACUGUGUACUGAAUACAAGGACGUUAAGAAAAAAAGUGACAAAUCCUGAAGAGUUAGCUUGGUUACGCACAGAACAGUGGGUGUAGUCUGUGUCAACAUUCCUAGGUGUGGGCUGGUUACAGGUGUUUACAGGUAUCUCAGAUCACGUUUUACAACAAAGCAGAGGGCUGUUUGCUGAAUGUAUUCCCGACCGGAUAAUAAUAUAAUUUAUAUUUCAUUGAAUGGUUUAUAGAUUUAAAUUGGCAUAUCUCAGUAUUUGUAGUCUAAUCUUUAUUUUGUCUUUGAGUGGGCGUGGCUUACUUGAAAUAGGUGAUGUCCCAUACCUGGUUCAGUUAAUGUGAGCAGACUGAAUGUUUUUGUCAUAGUUUUAUAGAAAUAUAAACGAUUGUUAGAUUGCAAUAAGGAUGUUAGAAUAGAGCUUUACAGUUUUAUGGAUAUGCACAGAUCCAGGUUAUGAUAAUAAAAAUUAUCACAAUAGUAUUUUUUUUUUUACAUAUUUAUUCUAUUUUAUCUUUGCUUACUGUUUUUAUUAAAAUUUAAAUAUAUAUCCCAAAACAAGUGUUGUGGUUGAUGAUUAAUCUCAAUUAGAGCCUUAAUAAUAUUGACACAGUACAUAACAGACUGUUGAGUAACUAAAGCUGGUGCAAUGACUGAGGAUAGCCAGACAUCAUGAAAUGACGGCUCUCUGAGUACAGCUGAGUUUUACUAAAUUCUAAAAUUCACUUAUUUGUUAAAAAAUAUUGUAUAUAUGAAGACAUUCAUACAUACGCUAUUUAGAGGAUAUGAUGUACAGGAAGUUGUCAGUUCUUUAAAUCAGCAGUUAAAUUAUCAUUUGAUUGUCAGAGUAUCAAAUACGAUGUGUAACAGUGUUUUUGUAAAGAUGACGUUUCAGAGACUUCCUGCCUUCAAUGUCGCUGCAUAACUGUUGGGUGUGUUCACAGAGGACCGUUUGCCAAAAACCUUAAAAACCUGUUCUUAAAUCUUGUUUCUGUCGCCCCCUGGUGGUGAUAAUGUUCUUGUUGACAACAGGUUAUGAUACAUUUUUAAAACGCAUACAGUUUCUGAAAACGAGACAUCAUGGUUCCGGUUUUAAUGCAAAGCACUUAACCUUUACUUGAAAGAAGGUAAUAUACAUCCUGGAAUUACAGAUAAUAAAGAUACAUUAUGAGCAAAAUCAUUUCACAAUGAAUAUCGUCUUUCCUUUGCACCAACCAAGAUAGGAGUGUGACAUUAUCUACAGUUUGUUAGGAAGAAAACAGUGAAAAGCACACCUAGUUCUGUCAGAAUCUUUACUGUAUAGUACACUGUAAAAAAUGUAACCUCUAUGCAGUAGUCCACAUUAUUGACUUUAAUAACAAAAAAGAGAAAAGAAAUAAAAAUCAAAUUGAAAAUAACAAAAAAAACAAGUUUCAUGGUUUCCUUUAACUAAGUAGUUCAACUGCAAUGCAUACAUUAUAAAUAAAUGUAAAGGGAGGGAAAAAAAGUUCAAAAAGUACUACAAGCAAUAUUCCACAAUUCCAGCGUGGCUGAAACAACAAGUGGCCUUAAAUCCAAACCCUACACGUUGGAGUGUGACCAGGCCUUUUACACACCUUUAAGAUACUGGAGAUUCUUCAUGCGUAACACUUCUGGAUAACUCAAGUUAAAAAAUUGACCUUAAAAUUUGUUCAGUGAGAGGAUAAGUUGCGUACUGUCUUUUCCCGUGAGGUGAGAAACACUUUUUGUAUGGAGUGAGAACUCAAUAUGAGAAGAACACAAGAAGAAGUAAGAUAAGAAAUGUUUUGAAACUCCAAGCCAUUAAAGUAGUUUGAAAAAAAAAAAAAAAAAAAGAAGCUCGUUCUCAGCUAUGCACAGAGAGGUCAUUAGUAUCUAUCACAGAACUCUUCAA